This is a messenger RNA of Zasmidium cellare ATCC 36951, 1263 nucleotides long. RefSeq lists its product as uncharacterized. Bases 1 to 1263 code for a protein of 420 amino acids. The transcript is spliced from 2 exons. Lineage: Eukaryota; Fungi; Ascomycota; Dothideomycetes; Mycosphaerellales; Mycosphaerellaceae. Gene Ontology annotation, biological process: transmembrane transport. Gene Ontology annotation, cellular component: fungal-type vacuole membrane. Gene Ontology annotation, molecular function: transmembrane transporter activity. The record is from RefSeq and is a predicted model, not a curated record.
AUGCUUCCCAGAGCGGACGGUGGAAAGGAUGCGUGGCUAGUGUUGGCGGGUGUGUUCGCCCUCGAAUCGGUCGUUUGGGGCUUUCCGUUUUCUUUUGGAGUAUUCCAAGAGUACUAUGCCUCGCACGAGCCAUUCUCGAAGGACUCGUCGACCACUGCUGCCAUCUCGACGACCGCCAGCGGUAUCAUGUACCUGAGCAGCCCUCUGGUUGCGCUUGUGCUUCAGAGAUGGCCACAUAUCCGCCGUCCGUCUGGUAUUGUCGGGUUGAUCAUCAUGCUGGCGGCUCUUGUAGGAGCAUCGUUUUGCAACAGCUCUAUUGGCCUCCUGGCGACACAGGGAAUCAUGUUCGCCGUGGGUGGUUUGACGCUGUACUUCCCGGCAAUGCUGGUGAUCGAUGAAUGGUUCAUCCAACGUAAAGGCCUUGCGUUCGGGAUCUGCUGGACGGCUACUGGAACCAGUGGAGCCAUCAUUCCAUUCUUGUUCCAAUGGCUACUUAAUCAAUACGGGUUCCGCACUGCACUGAGAGUAUGGGCAGUCAUCUCUGCAUGCAUAGUUCCACCUGCGCUCAUGGUGAUGAAGACUCGCAUUCCACCAUCGCAAGUCAGCUCGCUCCGCCCGCUCAACCUAUCCUUCCUCAAGCAGCAACCUUUCUGGUGGUUCCAAGCAGGCAACUUCGCUCAAGGCCUCGCCUAUUUCGUUCCUCUCCUAUGGAUCCCUUCUUUCGCCUCCGCGCAAGGCUUCCCUUCGAUCUCCGGCACACUCGCCCUCGCUCUUCUCAACAUUGCAGCUUGUGGAGGUCUUCUCCUGCAGGGCUUCCUCGUCGAUCGCUUCAGCGUCUCGAUCGUCAUGUUGGGAGUCACUCUCAUCUCUGCGCUGUCAAUCUUCCUGCUAUGGGGAUUCACGGUCUCACAGCCAAUACUCUACGUCUUCGUCAUCCUUUGGGGAUUAUCUGGGGCAGGCUACCCAGCCAUGUGGAGUGGCUGCGCGCAAGAGAUGGCCAAGCAUGGAUUUUACGGGAACUCGGCUGGUGCACAGUACGGAUACACCAUUGAUACUGGCCUCGUUAUUGGCCUUUUCUGCGCGAUGAAAGGCGUCGCAUCUUUGGUCUCUGGACCUAUCUCUGAAGCUCUGCUGAACGCGAAACCGUUGCAUGGCGCGGAUUUCAUUUAUGGAGGAACGUACGGACCUGUGAUUAUCUUCGCUGGUGUUGGAGCUAUGUUGGGGGGAACUGCUUGUAUUGGGAAGGCAUUCAAGGCUUUGUGA